This is a messenger RNA of Fusarium subglutinans, 918 nucleotides long. Its product is annotated as efflux pump antibiotic resistance. The transcript has a single exon. The coding region runs from base 1 to 918 and encodes 305 amino acids. NCBI's taxonomy places the organism in Eukaryota, Fungi, Ascomycota, Sordariomycetes, Hypocreales, Nectriaceae. The record is from RefSeq and is a predicted model, not a curated record.
AUGGCGUCCCUGACCGAGAAAGUGUCCCUUACUAAGGAAGUGUCCCUUACUAAGAAAGGGUCAUUUACCAACAAAGCGUCCCUCACCGAGAAAGACAACCCGUCAAAAGACGGCAUAAAAAUCAUUCACGCAGGUUUUUACCGCACAGGAACCGCUUCCAUGGCAACAGCAUACCGUAUCCUAGGCUACAAAGCCCAUCACGCUCUACACAACGAAUGUCAGGAACCCUGGGGGAAGCUCGAGCAAGCAGCGGAAGCUACCUUUCCUCACCUCCUCCAUCUCCCGGACUACACCCACAAGAUUCAACGUCCCCCAUUCACAAGGGAAGAAUGGCAUAGUCUAUGGGGUGCCUAUGAUGUGGCCACUGACGUAGCGUCGACUUUUACUUUGGAGCUCAUCAAGGCGUAUCCCGAUGCAAAAGUGGUCAUUGUCCAGCGCAAGUUUGAAGACUGGUGGCCGUCCUUCCACUCUCAAAUGUUGAUCACUAUCUUUGAGGCAACUUGGCUUCAGAAGUUCUUAUGCUGGCACGUUUUGCGCUUUCGGGCUUUCCAUGCCAUGAGAAAGAUCUUCGCUGGUUUCUUCUCUGUGAAUGAGUACACUGUGGCGGCCAUUACGCCCGAUAUUGCGAGAAAUAGCUAUGAGGCUUUCUAUAGGAUGGUUCGGGACGCUGUGCCGGAGGACAGACGACUGGAAUAUUCGCUUGGUGAUGGAUGGGAACCGCUUUGUGAGUUCCUGGGAAAGGAUGUACCAGAUGUUGAGUUUCCAAGAGUUAAUGAUCGGAAACAUUUUGAUGAGAAUGUGGAACGGCUUAUGGCGAAGAUCAUAAGGGAUUCGAUAGGGGUCCUGGGGCCUUAUCUUGCGGUUCUUGUGGUUGUUGUGGUGUUGUAUGCCUGGCAAGGGUCAUUAUCAAAAUUAUGA